Molecule: messenger RNA, 1005 nt
Organism: Pongo pygmaeus (Bornean orangutan)
Lineage: Eukaryota; Metazoa; Chordata; Mammalia; Primates; Hominidae
Product: multiple C2 and transmembrane domain-containing protein 2-like
Exons: 9
Coding region: 303-812 (169 amino acids)
Source: RefSeq, a predicted model, not a curated record
CAGGUCCUUGGAGACGUGACCCCAAAGAGCCCCGGGAGGUCAGGCUUGGGGCGGCAGGAGGUGAGGGCCAAGUAAGGAACAAGGAGCCCCAGGAGUCACGUCCCCAAAGUCACCCUGUGGCAACUGGCACAAGUGAUCCUUAUGUGAAAUUUAAGCUGACUGGGAAGGUGCUGUACAAAAGUAAAGUCAUAUAUAAGAACUUGAACCCAGUUUGGGAUGAGAUAGUUGUAUUGCCAGUACAAAGCCUUGAUCAAAAGCUACAUGUGAAGGUAUAUGAUUGAGAUUUAACCACAUCUGAUUUCAUGGGUCCUGCAUUUGUCAUUCUCAGUGAUCUUGAGCUUAACAGAACAACUGAACAUAUUUUAAAACUGGAAGAUCCAAACAGUUUAGAAGAUGACAUGGGAGUGAUCAUCUUAAAUUUGAACCUAGUGGUAAAACAGGGUGAUUUCAAGAGACAUUCCUCUUUGAUAUGCAACCUACGGCUCUCUGAGUCCUUGAAAAGAAACCAGCUCUGGAACGGGAUUAUAAGUAUAACUUUGUUGGAAGGGAAGACUGUCUCAGGAGGAAGCAUGACAGAAAUCUUUGUCCAGUUAAAACUGGGAGAUCAGAGGAUGGGCAUUUUGGACAUUGAAGUGUGGAGAGAGGACAGUAAAAAGCAGGAGGAAAGUCUGGGCAGGUGUAAAGUGGAUAUCUCCACACCCCCUCUGAAGCAAGCCAACUGCCUGGAGCUGCUGCUGGACAGCUGUCUGGGGACAGCGAAAGAAAGCAGAUUACCCAGCCAUAGAAUUUCUCAGGAUCAAGUGAGAACCUAACUAAAAUGUGGCAAUGUAAGCAGCAGAGCAGGAAGAACCUUUAAGUCGGAAACUUACAAAAAGUCAAUUUCAUAGUCAGUUUCUUUGGUCCUUCCACAACCACUUCUGGGAUCUGUUUUCUCUACAAUGGAGGUGUGGUCCUUGCACGAUGACUUCCUUCCAAAGGAGUGUAGUAUGGAGAAGGAGAAAAAAG